AUGCCUGAUACUCUAUUGACAACUUCUUCCGCAGGUUUAGCGCAUGAACUCCUAACCGGGCGAUGUGUCCUUCCCAAACCCGCGGACCAAGAUUCCACCCUCGCAAGGCAUGAGGCAGGCGUGUUUUCUGAGCUGCAAGAUGAUUUACGCGGCAGUACGUCUCCGUCUGAACGGAAUGUGCUCUUCAAUAAACGAAUCGCUCCUCUGUGCCAAUCUUUCGUCCUCGCCAUCGGCCAGCGCAUGGCGUUUGAAGCAGCAAGGCAAUCGACCCGCGUCUCGUCCAACGUCAUCGACGCCUUUGAGAAGAUGUGUAUUGCCGAAGACGCAGCCUGGUACAUGGAGCACUUGGGGCUCACCCGAAAGCAUAUUUUGGGCAUGGAAGUCGAUGCCUAUGAAGCCUUGCUGCCAAACCUGGAUGGAAUGCUUGAAAAAACAGGGGCCAAACCCUUCGUGACUUCGCCGUUGGUUUCUGACAAUGAGUGGGAAGAUGUGCUGAGCCUCUGCUCUAAAUUCGCCUCACCGGGGCUCGGGGCGAAACUAUGA
This is a messenger RNA of Metarhizium acridum CQMa 102, 543 nucleotides long. RefSeq lists its product as uncharacterized. NCBI's taxonomy places the organism in Eukaryota, Fungi, Ascomycota, Sordariomycetes, Hypocreales, Clavicipitaceae. The record is from RefSeq and is a predicted model, not a curated record. Gene Ontology annotation, molecular function: fatty acid binding; FAD binding; acyl-CoA oxidase activity. Gene Ontology annotation, cellular component: peroxisome. Gene Ontology annotation, biological process: fatty acid beta-oxidation using acyl-CoA oxidase; lipid homeostasis.